ACCAAACAUUGAUAAAAUCUAUCAUCAAAUCAUUGAUACAUUUACUAAUCUUUCUCCGCAAGAAGUAGACGUUCUUGAAGGUGCCACACAUGAUAGUGAUAUCUUAGUCGAUGAUACUGUAGAUUUAGGUACAAAUAAUUCUCGUAGUAUCGAAACUGAUGACAGUACAUACCAAGAAAUUGUUAAUCUAAACACUCUGAAAGAAGUAAAAUGUCGGAAACCACUUCAUCCGACAGAUAAAGGUGUUAACACUAUUAUUUAUAUUGCCACAGAUGCAGAAUCCCCACGUACCAAUCCGUUACUAUUCAAAUUUUUUAAUACUUUUCCUUGCGUAUUUGUCUUGGAUGAUUUUGAUCAGGAAUUACCUGAAAUAAAAAGUGCUAGAAAUGCAGAAGACAAAACCCCUUUAGUUAGUUAUCUUAUUCCCAUGUUAGAUGCCACGAUCUCUGCAAAUGGAUUUCGUUUUUAUGGUACACCCAAAUCAACAUUUAGUAAAUAUAUUGACAAGACUUUGCAUCCAUUGUAUUCAGGAAAAGAAUUAUUAAUAGAGGUGAUGAAUACAUCCACUAACAUAAAAAUGGAAUAA
Racocetra fulgida is the source of this 586-nucleotide messenger RNA. The record is from the annotation of a GenBank genome assembly. NCBI's taxonomy places the organism in Eukaryota, Fungi, Glomeromycota, Glomeromycetes, Diversisporales, Gigasporaceae.